AUGCAACAAAGCAACACCUCACUAGGGCCAAUGCAUGAAGAGCAUUGGAAGAUGUUGUGGAAGAGUAAAAUGCAUGAGAGGCUUAAGCUUCUUCUCUGGAGAAUAGUUUGCAAAUCUCUUCCGGUCCAGGAGAUUCUUAGUAAAAGAUUUCCAAUUCCUAACAUAAGUUGUCCAGUUUGUGGGGAAGAGGUUGAAACUGUUGAACAUGUCUUUAUACACUGCCCCAUCACAGUUCAAGCUUGGGCUAACUCAGUUUGGCCCUUAAACAUGGAUGUUUUCAAAGAUAUGAAUAUUGAUCAGUGGAUAAAGAUUAUAAUAAAUCCAAUUGAAAAGUUAAAGAUCCAAGGCAAGGAAGCAAAGGAGUUUUCUCUUUUCGCAGUGGUUCUCUGUGACCAAGUUUGGAAGAAUAGAAACCAAAUAGUGUGGGGAAACCAACCAGUAGACUCAAUCAAGCUCUCCAUCCAAAUAAAUAAGGUAUUUAUUCAACACAAGCAAGCUUGGCAAUCUAUUCUUGGGGAAAAAGAGAACUCUCCCUCAUGGAAGCCCCCUCCUCUUGGAUGGAUCAAAUGUAACUUUGAUGCAACAGUGAAGCCUGAUAAGGUGGUGCUAGCAGUGGUUUGCAGAGACAGCAAUGGAUCCAUUGUAGCAACAGAUUCUCAAGAAGAAUGCCUAAGUGAGCCCUUAUGGGUGAAAUCUAAAGCAGCUCUCUUAGCAGCUAGUUUGGCUCGUAAAGAAGUUGUUGCUAGAGUUGUGAUAGAAGGAGAUGCCCAAUCAGUGAUAAAGGCUAUCCUAAACCCAUCUACAACUCCUCACUGGUCCAUCAAUGCUAUUAUAGAGGAUAUCCGGCUGACUCUAAACUCUUUUGAAUGUUGGAAUGCCUCUUUUGUUUUUAGAGAUUCUAACUGUGUAGCUCAUUCCCUUGCCCAAUGGGCUUACUUUUGUAAUAGUUUUGGAUCCCCUCCUCUCUGUUGUUUCUGGCUUGGUGGAAGGAGGUGA
This is a messenger RNA of Quercus robur (English oak), 996 nucleotides long. RefSeq lists its product as uncharacterized. The record is from RefSeq and is a predicted model, not a curated record. The transcript has a single exon. Bases 1 to 996 code for a protein of 331 amino acids. NCBI's taxonomy places the organism in Eukaryota, Viridiplantae, Streptophyta, Magnoliopsida, Fagales, Fagaceae. Gene Ontology annotation, molecular function: RNA-DNA hybrid ribonuclease activity; nucleic acid binding.